AUGGCCACCACGGCGCAGUACCUUCCGCGGGGCCCGGGCGGAGGGGCCGGGGCCGCCGGGCCUCUCAUGCACCCGGAUGCGGCGGCGGCGGCGGCGGCGGCGGCGGCGGCGGCGGCGGAGCGGCUCCACGCGGGGGCCGCCUACCGCGAGGUGCAGAAGCUGAUGCACCACGAGUGGCUGGGCGCGGGGCACCCCGUGGGGCUCACCCACCACCAGUGGCUGCCCGCCGGAGGAGGAGGAGGAGGGGACUGGGGCGGCGGCCCCCACCUGGACCACGGCAAGGGCGGCGGCGGCGGCGGCCGGGGCGACGAGAGCGGCGGCUUCCACGCGCGGCUGGUGCACCAGGGGCCGGCCCACGCGGGAGCGGCGUGGGCGCCCGGCGGGACGGCCCACCACCUGGGCCCCGCCAUGAGCCCGUCCCCCGGGGCCGGCGGGGGCCACCAGCCGCAGCCGCUGGGGCUGUACGGCCAGGCGGCCUACCCCGGGGCCGGAGGAGGGACCGGGGCGGGCGCCGGGGCCGGGGCCGGGCUGGCGGGGCUGCUGGCCGGGGCCGGGGGCGGCGCGGGGCCCGGGCUGCACCACGCGCUGCACGAGGACGGGCACGAGGCGCCGCUGGAGCCGUCGCCGCCGCCCCACCUGGGCGGACACGGACACGCGGGGGGGCUCCACGCGGGACACCUGCACCCCGGGCCCGGCGGGGCCGGCGGGGCCGGCGGGGCCGGCGGCUCGUCGUCGGUCGGGGAGCACUCGGACGAGGACGCCCCCAGCUCCGACGACCUGGAGCAGUUCGCCAAGCAGUUCAAGCAGCGGCGGAUCAAACUGGGCUUCACCCAGGCCGACGUGGGCCUGGCCCUGGGCACCCUGUACGGCAACGUCUUCUCGCAGACCACCAUCUGCCGCUUCGAGGCCCUGCAGCUCAGCUUCAAGAACAUGUGCAAGCUCAAGCCGCUGCUGAACAAGUGGCUGGAGGAGACCGACUCGUCCACCGGCAGCCCCACCAACCUGGACAAGAUCGCGGCCCAGGGCCGCAAGCGCAAGAAGCGCACGUCCAUCGAGGUGGGGGUCAAGGGCGCCCUGGAGAGCCACUUCCUCAAGUGCCCCAAGCCCUCGGCCCACGAGAUCACCGGCCUGGCCGACAGCCUGCAGCUGGAGAAGGAGGUGGUGCGCGUCUGGUUCUGCAACCGGAGGCAGAAGGAGAAGCGCAUGACCCCCGCGCCCGGAGCCGCUCACCCGCCCAUGGACGACGUCUACGCGCCCGGGGAGCUGGGCCCCAACGGGACCGGGCCCGGGGCGGGGCCCGGGGCCGGGGCCGGGGCCGGGACCGGCCCGGGGGGCUCCUCUCCGCCCUCGGGGCCCCCCCCGCCGCCGCCCCCCGCCCCCCUGCACCAUCACCACCAUCACCACCACACGCUGCAGGCCUCCGUGCAGUGA
This is a messenger RNA of Ornithorhynchus anatinus (platypus), 1431 nucleotides long. It is a transcript of the gene POU3F1, whose product is annotated as POU class 3 homeobox 1. Gene Ontology annotation, cellular component: nucleus. The record is from RefSeq and is a predicted model, not a curated record. Gene Ontology annotation, molecular function: RNA polymerase II cis-regulatory region sequence-specific DNA binding; DNA-binding transcription factor activity, RNA polymerase II-specific. The transcript is spliced from 2 exons. Gene Ontology annotation, biological process: brain development; regulation of transcription by RNA polymerase II. The coding region runs from base 1 to 1431 and encodes 476 amino acids. Lineage: Eukaryota; Metazoa; Chordata; Mammalia; Monotremata; Ornithorhynchidae.